Rhinolophus ferrumequinum (greater horseshoe bat) is the source of this 4036-nucleotide messenger RNA. RefSeq names its product serine and arginine rich splicing factor 10 (gene SRSF10). The record is from RefSeq and is a predicted model, not a curated record. Gene Ontology annotation, molecular function: RNA binding. The transcript is spliced from 6 exons. NCBI's taxonomy places the organism in Eukaryota, Metazoa, Chordata, Mammalia, Chiroptera, Rhinolophidae. The coding region runs from base 144 to 929 and encodes 261 amino acids.
GUUGGAGGCGGGAGUGAAGUCUCGCGAGAAGAGGCGGUUGCCCGUAGCGGAGCCUUCUGGCUGUGUGUCUGAAGAUCCGCCGCCCGAGUCGCGGACGGUUUGUUGAACCCGUUAGUGCCCCUGCCGUGACUCACGCCGCCGUCAUGUCCCGCUACCUGCGCCCCCCCAACACGUCUCUGUUCGUAAGGAACGUGGCCGACGAUACCAGGUCUGAAGAUUUACGACGCGAAUUUGGUCGUUAUGGUCCUAUAGUUGAUGUGUAUGUUCCACUUGAUUUCUACACUCGCCGUCCAAGAGGAUUUGCUUAUGUUCAAUUUGAGGAUGUUCGUGAUGCUGAAGAUGCUUUACAUAACUUGGACAGAAAAUGGAUUUGUGGUCGCCAAAUUGAAAUACAGUUUGCACAGGGGGAUCGGAAGACUCCAAAUCAGAUGAAAGCCAAGGAAGGGAGGAAUGUGUACAGUUCUUCACGCUAUGAUGAUUAUGACAGAUAUAGACGUUCUAGAAGCCGAAGUUAUGAACGAAGGAGAUCAAGAAGUCGGUCCUUUGAUUACAACUAUAGAAGAUCUUAUAGUCCUAGAAAUAGACCGACUGGAAGACCACGGCGUAGCAGAAGCCAUUCCGACAAUGAUAGAUUCAAACACCGAAAUCGAUCUUUUUCAAGAUCUAAAUCCAAUUCAAGAUCACGGUCCAAGUCCCAGCCCAAGAAAGAAAUGAAGGCUAAAUCACGUUCUAGGUCUGCAUCUCACACCAAAACUAGAGGCACCUCUAAAACAGAUUCCAAAACACAUUAUAAGUCUGGCUCAAGAUAUGAAAAGGAAUCAAGGAAAAAAGAACCACCUAGAUCCAAAUCUCAGUCAAGAUCACAGUCUAGGUCUAGGUCAAAAUCUAGAUCAAGGUCUUGGACUAGUCCUAAGUCCAGUGGCCACUGAUAGUAUAAACCACGAUAUUUUUAGGCAUGUAUCAUUCAUUUACUCAUAGUUUGGUUUACUUAAAUUAUCAGGAAUACAAUGUUGCAAUGAUGCUUACAAAACACUUGUCAGUUUUCCCUGUACCAGGCAAUGGUUAUAAUUAAAAUGAUAUGCUGUUGAGAAGCCACUCUUAAGAGUCCAGUUUGUUUAAUGUUAUGGGCAGCUACCAAUUUGUGGUGUCUCUGUAUAUUUUUGUAAAGAUUCUCAUUUUUUAUGCUUGAAGUUUGGUGAAAAGAUGUUGGUUGACCAUAAUUUGCAACAUUGUUUAUUAAAAAUAAACUUUCAUAUCCAUAUUUGGUAGACCUGUUAACCUAGAAAUGUAGCUUGCUAAUAAGAUAGAAUGAUACAAAAGUGAAGUUGUAGCCACAGUACACUGACUGAUCAGACACAUUUAGGUUCAGGGUGGACCUUUUUGUCUUGUCAAGAUGUCUAGGCCCGUGAGAAUAGUUAUUUAUGACACAGUGUGGAAUAGUUCUUUUAUUAACCCCAUUGUCUUAGGGAAUGAUGCCAACUGGGUUAAGUAGCAUUUUCAGAGAUUGAGUUUUUGACUGAAACAUGGAGCCUUCACUGCUUUUUUUCUGGUUUCGGUGAAGAUUUGAAACAUAACAAACAUCAGAAAAACUCACCUUAAAAAUUGAAGCAGGUCAAUGAUGGCAGAAAUAAUUUUAAGGGGAGAAGAAUGCUCUUACGUAGUUACUCUAAACUUGAAGGAACAUUGUUGACCGUAAUACUGUUUUGUUUUCUUGCUGCUGUUAAAAGCAAGUCAGUUGUUUCAAAGUAGGUUUGUGUGUGUGCAUAGUAUAAAAGAACUGAAUUUUGAUGCUUAUAGCACUUAGUGUGUGCAUUUGUAUCAAAAUUUGCCUACUUCUUUAUGAAGGAGGCUUGUUCUUCAUAUCUCGGUUUAUUUAAUAUGAGGCAAGUUGAAAGGCAGCACUCCCAUUCUAGGUGAUUCUGUGGUGCCAUGAAAUUUAAAAUAAUUUUGGAAAAUAAUUGACUAAGUAUGAGUCACAUUUCUGAGUUUUUGAUUGAUUAUCAUUGUGUAGUAGUACCCGACUAAAAGUGAGAAAAUAACACCCUUAACCAUUUACAAUUUCUAGCAUUUCUCUGAAAGAUCAUUUGGGGGGCAAUAAAAGUGACUUGAACAUGUCCAAUCUCAUUUCACAAUAAAAGCUAGCAUCCUUAAAAAUUUUAGAUUGCUUGCUUGCAGGUUAUAAGUAAGAAAUAUUGUGAGGAAAUUAUUCCGUUUAGAGGAUUGGGUGGGCGGGUUUUGUUGGGUUUUUUUGUUUUUGUUUUUGUUUUUUUUUUUCAAUUUUAGUUUUAGUAAUCUAGGCCUUGCCUGUAAAGAACAAAAGAUGGUUUUUAAAUACUGUUUGUGGAAUGUGUUUAAAGGAUUGAUUCUAGAACCUUUGUAUAUUUGAUAGUAUUUCUAACUUUCAUUUCUUUACUGUUUGCAGUUAAUGUUCAUGUUCUGCUAUGCAAUCAUUUAUAUGCACGUUUCUUUAAUUUUUUUAGAUUUUCCUGGAUGUAUAGUUUAAACAAAAAGUCUAUUUAAAACUGUAGCAGUAGUUUGCAGUUCUAGCAAAGAGGAAAGUUGUGGGGUUAAACUUUGUAUUUUCUUUCUUAUAGAAGCUUCUAAAAAGGUAUUUUUAUAUGUUCUUUUUAACAAAUAUUGUGUACAACCUUUAAAACAUCAAUGUUUGGAUCAAAACAAGACCCAGCUUAUUUUCUGCUUGCUGUAAAUUAAGCAAACAUGCUAUAAUAAAAACAAAAUGAAGGAAAUAAUGAUUAACUGGAAUUAUUAUAGUUUUUGAUGAGAUUCUAAAGUAACAGUGGAAACAAUCCUUUGUAGAUUUAGGAAUAGUUUUGAUCAGUGUUGCACUAGGCACAACUAACUUUUACUUUGGAAAUGAUAGAACUUACCAGCAAGGUACAUCUUUUACAGAGUACUUAAAAAUUCUUCAAUGUCAAAGCCCCUUUGGGUUAAACAACUUGGAGGUUAUUGGUAGUGUUAAGAUACGUAUUAAAAUGAAAUUUAGGUCAGCUAAUUAUAAGUUCAUAUUUUCAUUAUUGGAUAGAUCAAUAAUUCUGCUCUUCCCCAUCCUAAACGCGAUGUGUUGGGCCUUAUGUUUUAUGGUGUGAUUUAAAAUACUUUGGCAUUGAAUGUUGGUGAGCAGUUAAUAUUUAUUAAGUGAUAACCAUUUGGGGGAACUGGUUUUGGUGUUUUGUGGUUUGGAGUCUAGUUGCUAUAUAAAGACAAUUAUAACUGAUAUUUAUUACUUAUGAUGUGCCAGACACCGUUCUAAAAGCUUUAUGUGUUAACUCAUUUACUCUUCACAAAACCCUAUGAGAAAGAUACUUUUAUUUUCCCCAUAUUACAGAUAAGGAAAUUGAGACACAAAGAAAGGCUAUGAAGGGCAAACCCAGAAUUUAAGUCCAGGCCUGGUCCUUAUAUAAUGUUUUUUUUAAUGGACUAUAAUUUGAGAGAUAAAUUGAGGAGAUUGUUCUCAGUCUCUGUGUAGAAUUAGAAGGCCUGAUAUUUUCAUUUUUCACGUCACUUAUUUUUAGACUCGAUAUUUUCAAGGAAUUUAUGUUAUUUCUAAAGUGACAUGUAAUGGCUUCAAAAGGACUAGAUUCUAGUUGAACCCAUGGUAGUUAGGAUCCUGCUGAUGAGGAUCCUUACACAGUGCUUUAAUUUGGGAUUACAUACUUGAGUUCCACAAUUACUGAAAACUGUGUGUCUGGCACUCUGCUCGAUAUAUUAGAGUAGAACAUAUCAAGACUCAAGUGAGGGCUGACAUUUCACCUGUUUUUUACUUAAGAUCUCUGCGUUAUUUUUUUAAGCCAAGUAAGCAAGAAGAAAAAUGACAGAUAAUGCUUCAGUGGGAAAGGAAAGGUGCUACAUAGAGUAUGAGCUAUUAAGUGACAGCCCAGGGCAAAGACCUGGGAACUAUUGUACUAUUCUCUUGAAAAUUUGGCCCAGUAAGCUGCUACAUCCAGUUCAACUAACAAAAUCCUGUAUACCACAGAGAAGAAUAAAGAAAACCAAACUGACAAACAUCCUUCUUUUA